CCUAACACGGAAAGAAGAUUAAUUUUUCUACUGAAUUCCAGUUUGUACAGCUUCCAGAAGUUGGUACGUUAAACAAAUAGAAGAAAGAGAAUAAUUCCUUUGUUUGUGUUUUUAUUUAUUGGCAGUAUUUCUGGAAUAACACUCAGCCCAAUCAAUUGCCAAAAUCCUACUCUCCCAUCAGUAGGUUCGUUCAUACUUUGAUCGUUUGGUUCACUUUACGAAUUCAAUUACGGUUUAAUUGAUUAUCAUUAAUAUGAAUUCUACUGCUACAAAUCAUAAUCAGGUUUCUCAUCGUCCUAAGAAAUGCCCCAGUUGUGUUCACUGGUUCCCUUUGCACAAGAAGAAAAAGCAGGAUUAUAUUGAGAAGUUUUCAGAUCAUGACAUAAUUAUAUAUGUUCUAGGUGGUCCUGGAUGUGGCAAGGGAACUCAAUGCUCAAAAAUUGUUGAACAUUUUGGCUUUACCCAUCUCAGCGCCGGAGAACUUCUAGAAACAGAAGUCAAUAGUGGAUCUAGAACUGGUAAAAUGAUCAAGGAAUUCAAAAAGGAAGGAAAACUAGUACCAUCUGAGGUUGUGAUUGAGCUUCUAAAACAGGCAAUGCAGAGAAGUCAAAACCGAAAAUUUCUUAUCGAUGGCUUCCCACGCAACGAAGAAAAUCGUUUAGCUGCUGAAAAAAUGUUGGGAAUUCAACCGACUAUAGUAUUAGUGUUCGAUUGUUCAGAAGAUGAGAUGAUCAGGCGUGUUCUGCACAGGAGUGAGGGACGUGCUGAUGAUAACAUUGACACGGUAAGGAAGCGGCUUAAAGUCUACAAAGAAUCAACAUUGCCUGUGAUUGAUUAUUACACUAAGAAGGGGAAAGUCCGAAAGGUUAAUGCUGAGAGAUCCCCGGAUGAGGUGUUUAAGUCAGUUGACGCUAUCUUUUCUGAGCUUGGAUUGGUGAAAAUCCCGGUUGGAAGUUCAUAUGUGCAAACAGGGUAAUUUUGUCAUUACAAAUUGUUGCAUGAGACAGUCUCAUUUGAGAGACGCGCCUCGUACAUGGAUUAAAUAGCCCAUCCCAAUUCCCAUACAUGUUAUGAGAAUAUAGAGUCUUUGUUUGAAGUCGUCUCGCCGAGAACGGCCUCUCACAAGAGUAGGUCUUUUGUCAUUAGUGUGGAUUUGAGCUACUUAAUAUACUUCCCGGUAAUAAGGUUGAGUUUAGUAGCUGACAAUAUGUACUCUCUGAUAGCAUCCUGAUUUAAGAAUCAGUUUCUGCAAGAAUAAUUGAAUUUAUAUACUGCAUAUGGGUACCUGCUCAUCUCAUACUAAAGGACUCGAAUUACCGAGGUCUAGUCUUUUUGUUUUCUUUCUAUUUUGAGACAUUCAAACACUUCUAUUCAUACCAUGUAUAGUACAUUCCUACUUGUUUCCCGAUUGCAUCAUAAGUUAUGUUGACCGAUACUAGUACAUUCGCUGAAGAUAGUAUGUCACAAAAAUAGUGAUAACUGGAUACUCUACAAGGUAUUUAAUCGAGUAUAUAACAUAUCAUAGGGCUUCAACCACCAGAAUAAGAUGUUGGUUGAGUUGGUUAAAUACUCGAUCAGUAUCGAGUUUUAGGCUUUCAUUCAAAUGCAUGGCUAUAGUCGUGCAAAUGAAAAUUUUUGUGAAUGAAACGAGACAACCACUUCGAGGCAGCAAAGCAAAGGAUGGCCAUGAAGAAGACUGCAGUCCGUUGAACUGUGGUCAUUGUUCCCUGUUUGAUCAGUCCAACCACCCCGACUAAGCCAAAAGCCAUCACCUGAAGCACCGUGACACCUAUAUUGAGUCCCUUAUAUGCAGCGUUGCAGCUGGAACAGUUGACGACAUGAGUCCAGUACCUGAAACAUUACAUUCACUUGUUUAGCGUACACUAAACAUACAAUAUUCGAUGAUGGAAAAGGCUAGCAUUUGUGUGUUGAGCACAAAUAUGAACAAACCUGUCCAGCAGUUCUUCGCGUUUAGGAGUUGGGGGAAGGGCGUCUUCAGUGAACGUGGAACCCCAGUCGACUUUACCGUCUGAAUAGUCAUUAAACCACCUUCUGAAAGCGACAACAAGAGCAUCUGAUUUCGCUGGAAGAUAACAAAAUUUUUGCCAGUUGAUUGGGCCAAGCUCCUUUAUUUUUCGCUCCUAGAUGAGAAAAGCUAAUUUCAAAGAACCAACAGAAAAUCUUUAUAGAACGGUAAAGAAAGUGCAUCAAUUCAUACCUCCAAGUGAAGAAGAUAGAGAUCAGAAUCAAGAACCAAGUUUUCCUGCAGAUGGAAGAACCAUCUUGGGAUGAUUCGGUCCUUCCACGCAUCAAAGUUUCUCGGGAAUGACCAUAUCAGUCGACUUUUGCCAGGGCUGAUAGGAACGCAAAGAAAUAUAAGUAUAUAUCUCUGUGAAGUUGGCCAUGGCUUCGAGGAGUCCUGAAAAACCAACAUUUUCAUGUGUUUUAAUGUCCAACAAUAAGCAAGGCCGACAUGUGAAUCUUUCGACAGUACAAAUGCUACCUCAUUUGGCACUACUACGGAUGAUAAUGGUCCUUUGCCGCUGAAAGGAGAGGGAUUCGGAUAAACAUAGUAAACGUAAGGCGCAUAGAACGUGCUGGUACCCCCCCAGUCUAGCCUUGUAAAGAAACCAUUGAUAUCCAAAUGUUUUACACCCAUGUUAAGAGGUUUCCCACCUUCUCUAUCGACAUUGUUCACCAAAAUUUACAUAACAAACCGAUUUUAGUAAGAAUAUACAAGAACAUUACUCUAAGGUAAAAGGCAGAUUUCUGAUACUUAUCUGUUCUCAGGAGGCUUUGCUUUUAGUAUACUGUAGUGAGCGUAAGGAAGAUGAGCCGGGUCCAUAAGGUUUUCGAUGAGAAACUCGUACCUGCAAGGAAGAAAAUCGAUUGGAGUUUGCGCAAAGCUAUAUGUUACAUACUCUAUUAAUUAUAAGUUAUCAUCAUCAUCGUUGUUCGUACCCGGUGUAUCCUGUCUAUAGAAAAUUAUGAUCAGAUCUGGAAAGGGAAGAAAGGCGGCAAACCAUACCCAUAAAGGAGGAUGCAGCCAAAGAUCAAUUAUAAGUUAUAUAGCAAUCAAAUUGGAACGGAGGGAGUAAGUUGGUAAACAAGGUUCCAUACCCGUAAUUGAUAUCUCUAUUCGAGAUUAAAUGGGAAUACAAGGGAUCAUCAAGCUCCGGGAAGAAGGGGGGUUUUUUCUUCUGUAGAAUGUCCUUGAAUUCGGGAUCAGGGUUUGGCCAAAACCAAACAAUACCAUUCUGCACCGUGCUUGGAUAUACAGUUACGCAGGCUUUCUUAGACGUAUGCACCUGCAUAUAUCACUUCAAUGAAGAAAUCGUAGCAACAAAGAUUGACGUAUUAAGAAUGAAACUAGUAUAAGUUACCGGGGGGCCAUCUAGAGGAGCUUGUGGGAUAAGUUUACAUUGACCGGAGCCAUUGAAACACCAUCCAUGAUACACACAUUGAAGCCUUCCCCAUUGAUCAAUUCGACCCUCAGAAAGAGGAGCUAAACGAUGAGGACAUUGAUCGUUAAAAACUUUCCAUUGAGAUUCAGUCCUAUCCCACCAAACGACAACAUCAAGACCCAAAACCCGUUUAGCAUGAGGCUUCCUGUUAUCCAAAUCACACACUGGCAUCACCGGACACCAUUGAUCGUACCAGCUAAACUUCUCGCCUGAUGCAGCUUCAUUUUCGAGCUCUAACUCAUGUCGACUGAAUGAACCUGUGUUCUCGUCAGUGGAUACAGUAGAAAAAGCAGAAGCAGUUUCCGCGAUCACAUUCAUGUUCAAGUUAAUAGCACCCGAUAUCAUAGAAAUCUGACAGGUACUUCUACUACUUGAAAAUGUAAGUUUUUCAUAGAUUGGUGUACUGAAAUUUGGUAUUCUAGCUGAGAACACUGUAAUGCUAGCCAUGAUUAAUCUUCAAGAAUAGCUUAUGGACUUUUAAUUUCUCAAGCGCAACUUAUUGUAACAUUAUUUAUUCAUGGGUUAGUGGCUGAAAAUUUACACCACAGAAUAUCUUAAGA
Amaranthus tricolor (Joseph's coat) is the source of this 4024-nucleotide messenger RNA. RefSeq names its product UMP-CMP kinase 3-like. Gene Ontology annotation, molecular function: ATP binding; UMP kinase activity. The record is from RefSeq and is a predicted model, not a curated record. NCBI's taxonomy places the organism in Eukaryota, Viridiplantae, Streptophyta, Magnoliopsida, Caryophyllales, Amaranthaceae. Gene Ontology annotation, cellular component: nucleus; cytoplasm. The transcript has 8 exons. Gene Ontology annotation, biological process: 'de novo' pyrimidine nucleobase biosynthetic process; CDP biosynthetic process; UDP biosynthetic process. The coding region runs from base 254 to 976 and encodes 240 amino acids.